Molecule: messenger RNA, 612 nt
Organism: Staurois parvus
Lineage: Eukaryota; Metazoa; Chordata; Amphibia; Anura; Ranidae
Source: the annotation of a GenBank genome assembly
CUUGAAAUUUCCACUCGCCUGCUCGCCAAUGGCGAGUGGAAAUUAUGGUGGAGGAGAGUGUGUCCCCCAGGGCCGUCUUACUGAGCAGGCUCAGAGCUCAGGCCGGAUCUGUCAUUGGCACUGGGAGCCGUCAGACUGCUCCAUAGCUGAGCGCAGUGAAAGCAAAGGAAGGAGUGUGUGCUGUGCUCUCUGCCUCCCUCUAAAGUGCAGUACCCGGCUCUGUGAGCGAACAACGAAGUAUUGCAACUUUUUAUAGGGGUGUGUGUGUGUGUGUCGUGCAUGUGUGUGUGUACGUGUGUGUCUGUGUAUGCAUGUAUAUGUGUCUGUGUGUAUCUGCACAUGUGUCUGCGUGUAUGUACAUGUAUGUUUGUGGGUGUCUGUGUGCAUGUACAUAUGUGUGUGUGUUUGUCUGUAUGUAUGUACAUGUGUCUGUACAUGUAUCUGUGUGUAUACGUGUCUGUACAUGCCUGUGUGUGCACAUAUGUGUCUGUAUGUGUGUGUGUGUACAUGUGUCUCUGUGCGUGUGUGUACAUGUUUCUGUGUGUGUGUAUGUACAUGUGUCUGUAUGUGUGUGUGUGUACAGGUGUCUCUUUGUGUGUGUUUGUUGGUGGC